CUCGUUUUUAAUGACUCUAGUCGCUUUUCAAAUGAAUAAUUUUAUAAAAAGAUAAGAUUGUUCUUUCUUACUGUCUAGUACUUAGUUAGCAGUCUGGAGAGACUUGGCAGGCAUGGUGAUCAUGCUUUGGUAGAGAGAGAUUGGUGGCCCUUAGAUGUGUUUGCUGGUUGCCAACUUGACACAAACUAAAGUCACCUGAGAAGAGGGACCCUUAACUAGUAAGGAGUUACUUCUAUUGGCCUGUAGGCAAGUCUGUGGGACAUUCUCUUGCUUGUGAUUGAUUGAUGUGGGCCGGCUCAGCCCACUGUAGGUGGUGGCACCCUGAAUAGGUGGUCCUGGCUUCUUUAAGCAAGUUAAUCAAGCCAUGGAGAGCAAGCUGGUCAGCAGCAUUCCUCCAUGUAUCCUGCUUGAGUUCCUGCCUAGACUUCUCUCGGUGAUGAAUUGUGAUUGGGACAUGUAAAUCAAAUUAAACCCUUUCUUCCCCAAGUUGCUUUUGGUCCUGAUGUUGGUUGCAGCAACAUAACACAAACUAAUACAAAUAAAACAAACCAUACAAAGUCCAACAAGGGUUCUAUCGCCUGUUUUGAGGCUCUCGGACAUUUGUGAAAAGUUUGCAUACAGACUUCAUGGCUGAAACUGUGUAGUUAUGGGACAGCGCAUCUUGAAAGCACAUUUAAGAUGGAAUUUUUUUUGUUUUUUUAAAGUGUUUUCUUUGAAUAGACAGGUUGCUCCAGCCUUUUGGAAGUGUGAAGUGCAUCCCAUGCCAGUUAACCCAUCCAUGGUGAUCAGACUUGGUCAGAGCCAUCCAUGCAUUCUGGAGGAUGGUGGCCUUGGCAUGACCUAUAGUUUCCAAUGGCAGCUAUGCAUUAUCAGCAUGGUGCCAGGGUGAAUUAGCUUUUAGCAUUGUUUAGAUUCAACCUAUCUUUUCCUUGAGGCCCACACCCCUGAGGGACCUGUGUGGAGAGAUCUUACUAUGACUUGCUAUGACCUGGAUGGUGGCCUUGCAUUUUAACUGCUUUGCACGAGAGAAGCACUAGGAGCCUCCCUGAGACCUGAGAGUUCCUGAGGAAGAAAUAAUGUUUACGCAACGAGCACCCAAAUCUGGAUAUAGGAGAAAAUUCCCUGCGUGCCCUCCUGGGUGGCUCUACAAUGAGUGCCAAGUCUGCCAUCAGCAAGGAAAUUUUUGCACCUCUUGAUGAAAGAAUGCUGGGAGCUGUCCAAGUCAAGAGAAGGACAAAGAAAAAGAUUCCAUUCUUGGCAACUGGGGGUCAAGGCGAAUACUUAACUUAUAUCUGCCUGUCAGUGACAAACAAGAAACCCACACAGGCAUCUAUCACGAAGGUCAAACAGUUUGAGGGCUCCACAUCAUUCGUCCGAAGAUCCCAAUGGAUGCUUGAGCAACUUCGCCAAGUUAAUGGUAUUGAUCCUAAUCGGGAUUCUGCAGAGUUUGAUUUGUUGUUUGAAAAUGCCUUUGACCAGUGGGUUGCUAGCACGGCCUCAGAAAAGUGCACCUUCUUCCAGAUCCUCCACCACACCUGCCAGAGGUACCUCACAGACAGGAAGCCAGAGUUUAUUAACUGCCAGUCCAAAAUUAUGGGAGGAAAUAGCAUCCUCCAUUCAGCAGCUGAUAGUGUGACCAGUGCAGUACAGAAGGCAAGCCAGGCCUUGAAUGAGCGUGGGGAACGGUUAGGCCGAGCAGAGGAGAAGACAGAAGACAUGAAGAACAGUGCCCAGCAGUUUGCAGAAACGGCACACAAGCUUGCAAUGAAGCACAAAUGUUGAGACACUGCCUAUCCUGAUAAAACCUCUGAAGAAAGUAGAAGAGUUUGUUCAGCAGUUAUUACAAGAUUUCCAGACGGCUGCUUCUUUGGUUUUGCUGUUGUUUUGUUUGUUUGUUUGUUUGUUUUCCCAAUGUAAGGACAUUGAAGGGUUUGGUUUUUCAUGGUCUGAUGUUAAUAUGAAUGAAUGGCAGCGUGUUGUGUGCAUACAUUUCCUUUCUUGCUAAGGAAUGCUGCAAUAGCGUUGGCUUUACUUUUACUUUUUCCAUUGUGUGUAUGUGAGUAUGUAUCUGUGUGUGUGCAUAUGUUCCUUUUGAAGGAAAAUUGUUUUUGUAGUUCAAAUAUGAAAUUCAGACCAAAUAAUAAGCCAGGUAUAAAUUAACAAAAUGUAUUUUUUUUCUCUCUGAAACUAAGCAACAAAAUAGUUCAAUAUGGUGGCAUCAGAUGAUGGUCCUGAUCAAAUAAAUGCCAAGCAGUGCUUUCACUUAUUCUUCUAGUCCUCUUCAUUUGAAGAGAAAAAUUAAAAUUCAUUAUGGAAAACACAUGGGCGUAUCAGGGGAAUUGGAUUUUGUCUUUUCAUGUUAAUCUUUUUGCAUGAACCAUCAAGAGCAUUCACAAAACAAAUCAGAAUCUCAAAUAGAAAUCUACUCUCUGGGCUGAUGCAUAAACAUUCCUGCUCUUUCCUUCUAGUCUGAUUACUUGGAAUUAUCAUA
Molecule: messenger RNA, 2491 nt
Organism: Mastomys coucha (southern multimammate mouse)
Lineage: Eukaryota; Metazoa; Chordata; Mammalia; Rodentia; Muridae
Gene: Stxbp6
Product: syntaxin binding protein 6
Exons: 6
Coding region: 1150-1782 (210 amino acids)
Biological process (GO): Golgi to plasma membrane transport; exocytosis; regulation of SNARE complex assembly
Cellular component (GO): plasma membrane; exocyst
Molecular function (GO): phosphatidylinositol-4,5-bisphosphate binding
Source: RefSeq, a predicted model, not a curated record